AUGGCAAACAUAUAUACGCUAAAUGAAAUAAAUAAUGGGACACCCUUGGUAUCUGGCAAUAAACUUGGAGAUUCACCAUUUAAUCGUUAUCCAUCUAGCCGAACUGAGCUUGAGAACCAACGUUUAAAACAUGAUCUAGAUAUCGCUUUAAGCUCAGGUAUUCAGCUUGGCACUAGAAACAGUCUCUUGAUAAAAAAUAAUGAGAGUUUUUCAGAGCGUGUAUGCCAGCUUGAAGAUGAGGCGAGAGAAUUCAAAAAUGAGAUUAAUCAAAAAGAGAUUUCUCUUGCAAGUACUAGGAGCGAGAUCGCUACAAAAUUAGAAGAGAUACAAGCUCUCAAAUCAAGAAUAGAGGAAUUAGAGCAGGAUGUUUCUUUGGUACAAAAGAGAUUAUCAGAGAUGGAUUUUCUUAAGCGUAAAUCUGAACUGGAAUACAUAAAACUAUCUGACGAAAAUAUUAGUUUAGAAUUGGCAAAUACGGAGUUAAAAGAUACACUGGCCAAAAAAAAGGAUGAAUUAAUGCGGGUGAGAGAUGAUUUACUUUCAGCACAAAAGGUAGUGAUAGAGAAAGAUUCUCUUCUUCAAGAAACUAAUUCUCUUUUAUUAGAGCAUAUUUCAAAAACAUCCAGCGAAUCUAAGCAAAAUGAAGCGAUUGGAGGUGAUAAAGGACUGGAGAAAG
Messenger RNA from Rhizophagus irregularis DAOM 181602=DAOM 197198, 676 nucleotides. RefSeq lists its product as uncharacterized. NCBI's taxonomy places the organism in Eukaryota, Fungi, Glomeromycota, Glomeromycetes, Glomerales, Glomeraceae. The record is from RefSeq and is a predicted model, not a curated record.